Messenger RNA from Klebsormidium nitens, 2639 nucleotides. NCBI's taxonomy places the organism in Eukaryota, Viridiplantae, Streptophyta, Klebsormidiophyceae, Klebsormidiales, Klebsormidiaceae. The record is from the annotation of a GenBank genome assembly.
CAGAUGUUGUGGACCGGUGGUGCAUCUCUUUUCAGAAGGUUGCUCAGAGGCACACAAGUUUAGCUUGAGAGCAACAUGCAUUGCUGCGCAAAGCAGAAGGUUCCUGGUCAAAGAAGCACCUGAUGGUUCCGCUUGAGCAGCACAAGUAGAAGUGCGGUGCGACAUGUGACGCAUUCAACAACAUGCCAAUACAGCUGCGCAGAGCGUGGUCCGCAAACUAGGAAGAAGAUGUCAGUGCGCGCCUUUGCUGCAUGAUUUGCAGAGCAGGAUUGCAAUGGAGCCUAACAGGAAGGGGGCAGGAGGUCCAAGAGAAACUUCUGAGAGCAUUGCAGAGAAUGCUGUUCAUAAGCUGCCCAUGCGACUAAGCAGAACCAUGUCUGAUCAGGCUCGCAGGAAAGCCGAGAAGGAUGUGAGAGAAUCUGAAUCGAAGGACAAGCCUGCAGCAAAGCUGACCUCAGGCAAGGCACAAAGAGUACUCAAAGAUGUUACCAACCAGCGUUCUGCCAAACAUGCAACAGAACUGACAAAAAAGGCUUCUCAACAGAGCAGACCCGUACCCAUAGCAGCAAUCGGUGCAGGCCAGGCCCCGAAUGUGCAUCAUGCCACAACAGCAUCAGCCAAGGAGGCAGAGGUUGCUGUGGCAGACACUUCAGAAUACAAACCAGAGAGCGCUUCUCUGCUGGGCAGGCCUCAAGAAGCUGACAGUUCCCAAGGUCCUGUAGAGAAGGGAACAACAAGUGUCUUACCUGAGGGAAGAAGUGGCUUGCCUUUCAACACAGAAGAAAGUCCUGGUAUUCAGGUCCUGGAAGAAGGCGCGGGGGCAAAUGCAGAUACUGAGCGGAAGGCAGAUUCCAAAGCCUCCAUGAAAAGCAAAGCCUUACCUCUGCCGGUCGCAGUACCGCUGUCAGAUACCAGGAGGGAGCAGCGUAAGCUAGCAGCAGCCAUGAAGGUGUUUGAGCAACUGGAGCAGCAGCGCUUGCAGCAGCAGGAGAUGGAACGAAAAGCUCAAGCCAAGACACUACACGUUCAGCAACUCUUGCGAAAGGCCAUGAAAGGUUGGAAGUCUAUCAGAAGCAAUGCGUCUUUGCCUGCCAAUCCUUCUAGCUUGGGUGUUGAUGAAGCAGGAAAGUUGCAAGCUCCUGGUCCUUCUGAACAACAAACUGUCAAUAAUGACAUCAAAGGCAAGCAGAAAGUCGAAGAAAUCACAUCUGAAGAGGGGCAAGUAAACCACAGGCCAAGGCAGACUGGCAAACGGAACGGGUCAACCUCCAUGCCUGCUCCCAAGGUGGAGGUGCAGUCCCCAUCACAGGCCUUCGGAAGUGCAGCAGUGGCGAUUGUUGACCAGAGUAUUCAGGAACUGAAGGAGAAGCGGAAGAAGCGCGUUCGAACAAGGGGACGGCAAAAGCAGGUUGAGCGGGUCAGAAUGGUUGAGAGCAUCAUUGCGCUGUUUUCGGAGCUGAAAGGAGAGGAACUCCUUGACGAUUUUGCGGUCCUAUUCAAAGGAGAGGAAGGAAUGGAUGCUGGUGGCUUGACAGCCGAGCUCUUUUACCUGUUUCUUCUUAGCUGCCUUCGAGCCGAAGGGCCCGGCACCGACAAGAAAGAGUGGGCAAACACGUUUCUGCAGAUAGGGAAGGUCUUCAUCAAGAGCAUCCUGGACCAGGUUCCUCUACCAAGGCGUCUAGCUUCCACCUUCUUCAAGUUCGUCCUCGAUUGUCCCCUCGAUCUCGACGAUUUGGGGUCCUUCGACCCUCAACUAAAACGCUCGUAUGAAAGCAUCCUGGCCGCUACUUCUGAGGAUCUCGACAACAUGUGCUUGUCCUUCGACUCGGUCGGCGACCCGGCGGACGCCGUCACUUCUGAGAACCGGGCACAGUUCGUGGACCAGAUGGUCUACGAGAAGCUCCUGGGAUGCCGUCUGGAAGCGCUGGAGGCCCUCCGCGAGGGCAUGUCGCAGAUCGGUCCUCUCUACGACCAGCUUCGCACUCUAUCACCCGCUGCCUUGGAGGACCGCAUGUGCGGAACAGAGGUGAUGAACGGCCGAGACGUGGCCGUCUUCCUCCACUUCCCCCCGGGAGAGCUCUCGCAGGCGGUCCACAAGGAACAGCUCCUCGCUCUGCUCGACGCCUGGGACCAGAGCACGCUCAGCGACUUCCUCAAGUUCACGACGGGCCUGUGCGUCCUGCCCAUCGGCGGUCUGAAAAACCCAGACGCCUCUCCGAAGCACAUGAUCAAGGUGGUCUCCUGUACGUGUGCAUCGUGCAAGAAGAGAUCCGGGCCUGCGAAAAGCCCGUGCACCCUCCUACCGCAAGCCAGCACGUGCUUCUGGACCCUGAGAUUGCCCGUGUGCUCGAUUGCAGAGGAACUCGAGAAGAAGCUGCUGGUGGCCUUCAAGUGGGGGAACGGUUCUUUCGGUCAACUUUGAGACCUGUUCGCGACAAGGACGUUGUGAAAUUCUUGAGAGCAUACUGGCUGGGCCCGGGCCAGUACACUUUGCGUGUACAAACUUGAAAGAGCCGCUUACCUGCGAUUGACCAUUGAGCCUGCCACUGUUAGGAUUUUCUUUGGCACGACCUUGACAGGACUGUGCAAAGCCGCGGAUGGUCGAUCCCGGAUCAUUUAUGUUUCGAGUUGGUUCAGCC